This is a messenger RNA of Recurvomyces mirabilis, 486 nucleotides long. RefSeq lists its product as uncharacterized. NCBI's taxonomy places the organism in Eukaryota, Fungi, Ascomycota, Dothideomycetes, Mycosphaerellales, Teratosphaeriaceae. The record is from RefSeq and is a predicted model, not a curated record. Bases 1 to 486 code for a protein of 161 amino acids. The transcript has 2 exons.
AUGAUCGGAACAAUGCCCGACGAAGACCUCGUCGCUCCCUCUGACGCGACAAUCAUCAGCGAGGCUCACAAAGCUGCCACCAUAACGGACGUCGGCGAUUGGCACAAUCGACGCCAUGAAGUCACCACCAUGACCGAAGCCGAUACCUGCUGGGAGCAAGGACGAUGGGUCGAGUGUGCAGAGAGAUGCUAUCAAGUAUUGCGAGCCGCGCCGUUUGAGGCGAUCGAGGCGAAAUGUCAUAUGUACUUGUCGACUGAGGAGGUGGGACCGAAGGAGAUGGGUGGACAACUUUGGCAUGCUAACAAAGCCAUCGAGCUGUGGAGGAUCGUUAUUGAUCGUUCCGGAAUGUCUCGCUUUCCGAUCGAAAAGGCAAGACCGCAGUUGGAGGUGGCGGAGGAGAUGUUGGUGCAGGCGGACGAGGCAUUCGAAUCAGCGCAUCGUCUACUUCAGCAGCAGAGACAGGAAGCAUUAAUUCUAGAAUACUGA